AGAAAAAGCGGUCAGUAAUACAAUCACUGCAGGUGCUAUAAUGGCGGGAAACCCGAGCGCUUGGCUACCAAAAAGCCUUUUGGGGCGUAUUCUGUGCAUUAAGCUCAUAGGAAUUUGGGUGCUGACUCUGCCUUUGGACGCGAUCAGCAUUGACCAGUUUCAAGCCAAACUUGUGGUGCUGAAUGCGCCGCGCUAUGGACAGCAGCUCGUUGGCAGUACAUCCUAUCAUGUUCGUAAGUACAGCAACGGGGAAUGGGUGCUGUACAGUCUGGUCUUCGGACCCAAUGUGGUCCCGCCGGGCCCCGAGCUCAAGACUGGGGAUGCUGUGGAACUCAUCGUGGAUCUAGACAAGUCUGGUUUCGUAGCCAGUACGAGCAACCCCUCGGCGGUGUUUGGCGGCCCUCCGGGCACGUUGUACGUCUGGUCCUGGUCAGGAGUGCCGGACAGCAACAUCGACUACCCGCUGUACCCGUCCAGCUCAGUGUACUACACGGGCGAUACGGCCAACCCGCUGCGGCUCAGCAUGGCUGUGUGGGUCAUCACGAGCGUCUGCGGCUCACCCGUGGCCAGCCCGAUGACAGCACAGAGGGUAUCGGAGGUGCUCUUCGGGGCCCCCGCCGGCGCCGCCCUCCGACCGCCCGCCGCCAAGAACCCCGUCGCGCCUCCCUUGGCCCUAAACCGCCUGCUAUCUGAGUGUUCGUACGGCAAUAUCGCACUCAAGCGCUCAAACACACUCGUCCUCAACCUAAGUCUGCCGUGCAGCGGCACGAGGCCCAACGGCGCCAAAUGGGACGCGAGCCCGGGUUCAGCCGGUAUCUCCGGCGCCUGCGGCAUGGACGAGCUGUUUGGCUGGAUGGAGUAUGCCGUACAGUUCACCCGGCAGACCCGGCCUGGCUUCGACCCGUCCGCCUACAGCCGCCGGGUCCUGGUGCUGCCACCCGCCGACUCCCCGAUUCCCGGCUACGGAGGGGCCUUAUGUCCGGAUUGGCAACAGCGGGGGAGCUUCGGUUGCGAUGAAACCGAGGGCUGCGACAUCUGGAUCCGGGGCGACUCGUCCCCCUCCUCGUCUUCAGGGCGGCUACUCCAGCGCUUCUCGACACAGCUCGGGUCGUCCAUGCUGCUGCAGCCAGCAGAAACGUCCUCAAGCAUCACCUCAACUGCCUUAACCACUUUAACCGCGUCAACCGCCACUUCCCAACAGCCAACUGAUCCCACCUGUCCCCUGGGAUCGACUGAUGCCGGGGCUUACAGUUGCUUCAACGGUCCCAACGCCUACAAACUGUAUUUGGCCGAACCGGUUCACCGCUUUGACGUCAACAACAUCGGGCUGUUGAAUGCGACGCAGCCGCCGCAGGGCCUGGAACCUGCGCCGCCGUCGGUUCUUCUGGCGGCGUUGUCGCCCGGAGAGUCGUACUGGUUUGAUCCUGCCAAGAUUGUGGUGAGGUUUCAGAGCCUGGCCCCGCCCCCCGAGGAGGAUGCGGCUGGGCUGACCGGCGGGGAGGCUCUCCUGGAGCUCUGCCGCUAUACGGCACGUACGGAGGCGGACGGCAUGGGCGGGUGCUUCGACGGCAUGGACAACGACUGCGAUGGGCUGGUCGACUAUGAGGACGAGGACUGCAUCAGCACGUAUGGCUACUGA
Volvox carteri f. nagariensis is the source of this 1639-nucleotide messenger RNA. RefSeq lists its product as uncharacterized. Bases 41 to 1639 code for a protein of 532 amino acids. The record is from RefSeq and is a predicted model, not a curated record. The transcript has 12 exons. Lineage: Eukaryota; Viridiplantae; Chlorophyta; Chlorophyceae; Chlamydomonadales; Volvocaceae.